GACGUGCUUUGCCUGCAGGAAGUGCGGGUCUCAGCAGUAAGUAAGAGGAAGGUCCUGCUGCAAGGCAUGCUGGAGCAGCUGAGCGACAAAGGCUACGACCACGUGAUGGCGGGUCAGCUUGUGAUCCUGUGGAACAAGUCCACUCUGGAGCGCGUCGACAAGAAGGGUGAGGGCGGUGCCGGCGGCGACGGUGGCAGUAGCGGCCGAAAGCAGCCCAACACCAGCCCAGACUACGUGUGGCACCGCCGAGAGAUUAGCGAGGCGGAGGCAUCGGCCGAUGAUGAACGCCUCAACAAGGCUUGGGGCACGGAUAAGGAGUUGAGCUCUGAGUAUGAAAACGCAUGUGGCCAGAUGGAAGCGUACCGCGACGAGCUGGAGGAGAGCGGGAGGAGAGCGGGAAAGAAAGGAAAGUCGAAUCAGGCGGACAAGCAGAAGGACGCCGAUGCCUUCUUCCGCUAUCCGCCCAUUACGGUGGUGCUGCGGCGGCGACCGGAGACAACUGGCUCCAACACCACCUACGUCAUCACCACCGCGCGCACGCCGGGCGCCACGAAGCCAAAGCAGCAUCUGGAGCAGCUGGCACGGGAGGUGGAGUGGCUGAUGACGCCGGAGCGGUACCGCCGCGUCAUCCAGCACAUGGAGCAGCUCAACAACUACUGGGACACGCAGCAGGGCAAGGAGCUGUACCCGGGUGGCCUGCUGCCCGCCGUGGGCAAAGGGCAUAUCGACGUUGUACACGUGGUGGCGGGUGACUUCAACACACAGAACUACGGCAAGGCCUUCAAAGCCAGCAAAUGUCAGCAGGCCGCCGCCAACACCGGUGAGGUUACUGACACUGAUAAAGCCGCCGCCAACACCGGCGCGGCCGCCAGCCCCGCCGGCGCGGCCGCCAGCUACGCCAGCACCGGCGCGGCCGCCAGCACCGGCGCGGACGCCAACACCGGCGCGGACGCCAACACCGGCGCGGACGCCAACACCGGCGCGGACGCCAACACCGGCGCGGACGCCAACACCGGCGCGGACGCCAACACCGGCGCGGACGCCAGCACCGGCGCGGACGCCAACACCGGCGCGGACGCCAACACCGGCGCGGACGCCAACACCGGCGCGGACGCCAACACCGGCGCGGACGCCAACACCGGCGCGGACGCCAGCACCGGCGCGGACGCCAACACCGGCGCGGACGCCAACACCGGCGCGGACGCCAACACCGGCGCGGACGCCAACACCGACGCGGACGCCAGCACCGGCGCGGACGCCAACACCGGCGCGGACGCCAACACCGGCGCGGACGCCAACACCGGCGCGGACGCCAACACCGGCGCGGACGCCAGCACCGGCGCGGACGCCAACACCGGCGCGGACGCCAACACCGGCGCGGACGCCAACACCGGCGCGGACGCCAACACCGGCGCGGACGCCAGCACCGGCGCGGACGCCAACACCGGCGCGGACGCCAACACCGGCGCGGACGCCAACACCGGCGCGGACGCCAACACCGACGCGGACGCCAGCACCGGCGCGGACGCCAACACCGGCGCGGACGCCAACACCGGCGCGGACGCCAACACCGGCGCGGACGCCAACACCGGCGCGGACGCCAGCACCGGCGCGGACGCCAACACCGGCGCGGACGCCAACACCGGCGCGGACGCCAACACCGGCGCGGACGCCAACACCGGCGGCAAGGCAUCCAAAACCGGCGGCAAGGCAGCCAGCACCGGCGGCAAGGCAGCCAAAACCGGCGGCAAGGCAGCCAAAACCGGCGGCAAGGCAGCCAACACCGGCGGCAAGGCAGCCAAAACCGGCGCGGACGCCAACACCGGCGCGGACGCCAGCCCCGCCGGCGCGGACGCCAGCUACGCCAGCACCGGCGCGGACGCCAGCACCGGCGCGGACGCCAACACCGGCGCGGACGCCAACACCGGCGCGGACGCCAGCACCGGCGCGGACGCCAACACCGGUGCGGACGCCAACACCGGCGCGGACGCCAACACCGGCGCGGACGCCAACACCGGCGCGGACGCCAACACCGGCGCGGACGCCAACACCGGCGUGGACGCCAACACCGGCGGCAAGGCAUCCAAAACCGGCGGCAAGGCAGCCAGCACCGGCGGCAAGGCAGCGAAAACCGGCGGCAAGGCAGCCAACACCGGCGGCAAGGCAGCCAAAACCGGCGCGGACGCCAACACCGGCGCGGCCGCCAGCACCGGCGCGGCCGCCAGCACCGGCGCGGACGCCAACACCGGCGCGGACGCCAACACCGGCGCGGACGCCAACACCGGCGCGGACGCCAACACCGGCGCGGACGCCAACACCGGCGCGGACGCCAACACCGGCGCGGACGCCAACACCGGCGGCAAGGCAGCCAAGACCGGCGGCAAGGCAGCCAAGAGCAACACCGGCAAGGCUAGCAAGGCCGCCGUUGGCCGCACAGCCGUCAAGACAGCAGCUGACGCUCGUGUCGAACAGUGCUUCCCCUACUUCCCCUGCCUGACGACGUCCUGGCAGCCCUUUCAGGGCACAAAGGAUGACCGCUCUGAGCCCAGCACUGCAACCAACCACGCCGAUGUGGUGUACGUGCUCAAGGACAGCCUGACCAUGGCGGGGCUGGUCAAUACGGGCUUCCAUGUCCUGCCUCUGGCCCGCACCGGGGGUAAAACGUCCAUGGGCGGCUCCGACCACAAGCCGCUGCUGGUGUCGUUCCGGGAGGCGUGCCAGCAGGCGAGACCAGUCCUACCGCUGGCGGCGGCGGCAGCAUCAGCUCUGCAGUUGCGGUUGCAGGCGGGAGUAGAUCAGGUGCUGCGGGAGGAUGUCCGAACACAGGACAGGAUGCGCGCGGAGGUGUGCGCGGCAUUGGGGCAGCUCGAACAGGCGCUGGCAGCCCAGUCCCUGAUUGGACAUGCAAGCUGCCCCUCGGUGCCUGUGACGCCGAGGCGAUGACGCGGCUUGGCUAAAUAAUCAGCAAUAAACAUGGAGAUAUGUGGGGCGGACAUUAUCGAGGUGUUAUUCGGAAGGAGUGUUAGUUGGGGUGGACUGAUGCGGGAUUGGGAAGAGACGGUGGCGCCAGUGCGCGCCAGGCAGGAGUCCCGCAGUAGCGUGGCACAGCUGGGCGUCCGCCGAGUGCCCCUCAGCAGGUGCUCUGCUGUUGAGCGGAGAGGAUGGCAAGCACAUGGCAUGAUGGCACUGGUUUGCAACCUUGCACGUAUCCAAGCAGGCACCCUGAGCCGUGAGCCCUGGUGCGGUAUCUGAUCAGCUGGCCCCAGUGCUCGUUCUUCUAUCUACACGUGCGUAACAAUUUGCCCAGAAACCCGCCGAAGGCUACUGUGAAAGGUUUUAAAAUUUUGGGCCGUGCUUUUAUAGCGCAGAUUUGAGGUUUAGGGCCUAGUUGCCCCCUGGCCGGCGCUUUGAGUGAUUACCAGUAGACCUUAUGUGUCCAGGUCAAUCGCAGCAGUAGACAAAUGGAAGGCGAGAUGGGGUGCUGCGUGUUUGUGAUUGUGGGGCUGGGUUUGGCCUACGCCAUUAGGGACCAGGCAUACAUGCCAUGCAAGCGUAAUGAAUUGUUGUGCGCCGUUGCCGGUGCGUCUCGUCAUUCACUGGCAGGCACUGCCCGGGUACGAGUAAGAGGGCGGUUGACAGCAUAUGAACUUAGGUAGGAGUGGGAAGUAACGCAACGGUUGAGAACUGGCGAACUGCAGGUGGUUUGUGUGGAUUGCAUCUCAGUUGUGUGGAGAGGUUUGGCGUCUGUGGAGGUUUUCUGGCUCUGGCAUCACCUUCGCCUGCAGUGCGUAGGCGAAUGAAGGAGCGUGUUGUAAGCACUGGGCAGCUGGUCAUGCGGGUGCUGAGGAGGAGCUGCGGUGGUGGCCUGUAUGUGCUUUACAUGUGUGUGUUCAGGGGAGCUUGGGGGCCAGGUCCAGGUUCAUAGGCAGGCAGUUGGCUUGCCCUGCCAGGUGUCGAGCGUGGGGUGUCGGGCAGGGGGCCGCCCAUGCAGCCCCAUAGUCCCGCAACACCGGCCCUGGCCCGGUGGCUUCGGAGCGCGUUCACGCAACCAAACUCAACCACGGGGCAUGAGUUACCAGCCGUUCACACGCAGCCGCUGAAGCUAGCUCAUUCAAGGCCCGCUCGACUUAGUCCACCGAGCGUCCAGCCAGCUGGGACAGACCGCACUCGCCCCCAAAGUCGCCAUCGACAGCUGUCGACCCAAGCAGUCGACUGUCCGCAGUCCGCCCUCUGGCCCUGGCGAGGGGCCGUCGCUAAAGCGCCUUCAACCGUCAGCCCCUGGUGGCAGCCCUAGUACGAUACGGCAGUCAAGCAUCCCGUUCCAACACCUGUUCAUG
Messenger RNA from Chlamydomonas reinhardtii, 4337 nucleotides. RefSeq lists its product as uncharacterized. Bases 67 to 2943 code for a protein of 958 amino acids. The record is from RefSeq and is a predicted model, not a curated record. Lineage: Eukaryota; Viridiplantae; Chlorophyta; Chlorophyceae; Chlamydomonadales; Chlamydomonadaceae. The transcript is spliced from 3 exons.